CUGUUCUGAAGCUAGAGGAACCCAUCAGUUGCAAACAGAAGAAUUUGAGGCUGCUUGGUGUAGCGUUUUAGGUCACGAGUUUGACAAAAAAAGCACACAACAAUACAUAGCAAUUGGUAUUGCUACACGCAGCAUAUGUAUGUAGUUAUUAGUAUUUAGUUCUAAGUAAUUGCAAGGCAAAAUGACGACCGUGUCGUUGCUUUUGGUGGUGGCAUCCAUCGCAUCAACAUUUGGAGAGUCUUCUGUUUAUUUCCGAGAACAAUUUGAAGAUGGGGAUGCCUGGAAAAGCCGAUGGGUGGAAUCGAAACACAAGUCAGACUAUGGCAAGUUUGUUCUCAGUGCUGGGAAAUUCUAUGGCGAUGUAGAAAAAGACAAAGGUCUUCAAACCAGCCAGGAUGCUCGCUUUUACUCUGCAUCCUCCCGCUUUGAGUCCUUCAGCAACAAAGACCAGCCACUGGUAAUCCAGUUCACUGUGAAACAUGAACAGAACAUUGAUUGUGGUGGGGGUUACAUCAAGCUGUUCCCAGCUGAUCUCAACCAGGAGGAAAUGCAUGGAGAUUCCACGUACAACAUCAUGUUUGGUCCUGACAUCUGUGGUCCAGGUACUAAGAAAGUCCAUGUUAUCUUCCACUACAAAGGCAAGAAUCACUUGAUCAACAAAGACAUCAGAUGCAAGGAUGACGAAUAUACCCACCUCUAUACACUGGUAGUCAAUCCGGAUAACACAUAUGAAGUUAAGAUUGACAACAAGAAAGUGGAGUCUGGAAGCCUGGAAGAGGACUGGGACUUUCUUCCCCCAAAGAAGAUCAAGGACCCUGAUGCAGAGAAACCAGAUGACUGGGAUGAUAAUGAGAAAAUAGAUGAUCCGGAGGAUAAGAAGCCAGAGGACUGGGAUGUGGCUGAGAACAUUCCAGAUCCUGAUGCCAAGAAGCCUGAUGACUGGGACGAUGAGAUGGAUGGUGAAUGGGAGCCUCCCAUGAUCACCAACCCUGAUUUUAAGGGGGAAUGGAAACCCAAACAGAUUGACAAUCCCGCCUACAAGGGCAAAUGGGUACACCCUGAAAUUGAUAACCCAGACUAUACCGCUGACGCUGAAAUCUACAAAUAUGACAGCGUAGGGGUGAUUGGAUUGGAUUUGUGGCAGGUGAAGUCUGGUACUGUUUUUGAUAAUUUCCUCAUCACCAAUGAUCCAAAGUUGGCAGAAGAAGUAGGGAACGAGACUUGGGGUGAAACAAAGGACCCCGAAAAGAAGAUGAAGGAAAGUCAGGAAGAAGAAGAAAGAAAGAAACGUGAGGAAGGGAUGAAUAAAAAGGAGGAAGAUGAGGAAGACAAAGAAGAAGAAGAGGAGGAUGAGGAGGAUUAUGAAGAUGAAGAGGAUGAGGAGGACAGAGAAGAGGAGGAAGAAACAGACUCUAAACUCAAGGAUGAGUUAUAAACUCAAAGGAACAUCUUGACAAGGAAGCCUGUCUGUGCAAGGUUUAAGGCAGGACUUUCUUGGACAUUUUGCUAAUGAUUGAAGCUGACGAUUUUAAGUUUGGAAGCUACUGUUUUGUUUACAUGACAAGGGAUGGGCAAAAAUUAAGGACAGCAGUUAUCUGUUAUGUUUCUGUGUACUGUUAAUAAACUAUGGGAGUUCGUAUUUGUCAA
This is a messenger RNA of Esox lucius (northern pike), 1647 nucleotides long. It is a transcript of the gene calr, whose product is annotated as calreticulin. Gene Ontology annotation, cellular component: endoplasmic reticulum membrane; endoplasmic reticulum. Gene Ontology annotation, biological process: protein folding. Gene Ontology annotation, molecular function: calcium ion binding. Bases 182 to 1435 code for a protein of 417 amino acids. The record is from RefSeq and is a predicted model, not a curated record. Lineage: Eukaryota; Metazoa; Chordata; Actinopteri; Esociformes; Esocidae. The transcript is spliced from 9 exons.